AUGGAGUUCGACGACGAGGAUGAGGACUUCUUCAACGACCCCGCACUGCACGCACAACUAGACCAGGACGAACAGAACGAACUCAACAGACUCAAGAGGCAGAUCGAGCAGAUCAGAACAGCACUCCAGCAGUCCGAUCGAGAGAAACUGCGACUCAAGGGCCAGGUCUCGAUCAUCAAAUCCCAGCUAGAAUCGACCAAGAGCACGACCGGCCAACAGCUCAAUGAGCUCAAGACGCUCGAACAGCAGCUCAAGACGCGUGCCGAACGGGCCGAGCACCAGCUGGCGAGGAUCGAGUCGCAGCGGAACCUGAAGGACACCUUCAAAGGGCUCGAAGAGUCGGCCAAGAAGCCGCACAUCCUGAACGCCUCGCGACAGCUUGCCCCAGGAUAUCCGACACUGAAGCCGGUCUUCGACGCACUGGUGAUCGACCUCUUCAGCGCCCUUGCGUCCGCCUCAGACCUUGACACCGAGCCGGACCUACUGGCAGUCAUGCUGGUACUGUUCGAUGGGCUUGACCGACUACGAACACCGCGUGACAUGCCGAGCCCGUCUUCCUCGGCCGACCCGGCCUCUCAACCCGGGCUCCCCGCUCUCUCGCAGAUCAAAAAGGACGCCCCUGGCGCCGCUACUGGUCUCUCCUCCCCCCGCCCCUUCAACCCCUGUCGCUUGCACACAGCAUUGUUGGACCUCCUCGCCGCGCUUGCUUGGGACCCUCCUGAGCCUUGCUAUCCCACUUUAGAAAGAUUUUUCAAGUCGCAUGGACCAUCAGUCUUCCAGUUCCUGUUAGUUGGCCCGCACUACCCCCAACACCAGGCCGGCGCAGGCUCAAAAGAAGAACAAGAUGAUGAUCUGAUCUUAACCGAGAAGUCGAUCGACGUGUUGCUCUCCCUAACGUCCAAGACUGAGUUUAGCAAGAUUAUCUUAGAAGCUCGUGUCCAUGAUUCUACCGGCCCCACGCCUUCGCAGCCGAACCCGACGAGCUCGACUUCGAACGCUCGUCAACAACAGCCGCAGAGAGCCAAGAGUGUCGGGUCGACCAACUCGCCCGCCAACCACCGGCGAUCGACGGCCGCAGCUCCACCGGUUGAUCCGCCGAAAACGGCUGAACAGCGGAGCGAGGGGAGUGGGAGUGGGAUGACGGUUGUGGACCGGCUGUUGAAGGUGUUUCUUCUGGCGGCGACGAACCUCCCUGGCGCGACGGCGGAUGACCCGGACCGUCACGGACUCAAGGUCAAGAUCCUCUGCCUGCUCCAUCUGCUCGCCAUCAAUCAUCAUCGUCAGCACCAGCCGUCGGCGGACGACCUUGCGGGGGCUGAAUGGACCGGGUGGAAGGCACUCGAGUCCGCUGGCUCCUGCCUUUUUUCCGUCCUCCUUAAGACCAUCUUCGUCGACUCCUAUCGGCUCUGGAACGUCGACGGAGCCGUUGGCCAUCGGCAGCUCGUCCCCAGAUACGUCGAGCGCAUUACGUUGUCCGUCCAGAUCAUCCACAAAUCUGUCUUCCCCCAAUCUUCUUCAUCCUCUUGCUCAUCACCAAGGACCCCACUGAACCUGGUGCACCGAAUCAAACAAGAAUCACCCGUCUUCCUAUCCACGCUCUCCUCGCUUCCCUUCGCUAAACUCGCAUGGCUCGACUACCUCACCCCCUCAGCCAACACGUCGUUCCCCUUCCCGUGGGAUCCCGAUUAUCGCCACUUCGCGCCCAUGUUUAAUCAACUUCUACCCAGACAUCUUUUCCCAAAACUCGACCUCAUGGCUGACCUGGCUUUUGAUGUCCUUUCCUCUUUCGCCUCGCCCGACGAACUCGACGAAUGGAAACAAUGCGCACUCGACGACGAUGACGAAGAUGAAGAGGAUCCCUCGGAUAACGAAAAUGGCGAGGAUCAUCGACGCGCGUGA
Molecule: messenger RNA, 1899 nt
Organism: Puccinia triticina
Lineage: Eukaryota; Fungi; Basidiomycota; Pucciniomycetes; Pucciniales; Pucciniaceae
Exons: 9
Coding region: 1-1899 (632 amino acids)
Source: RefSeq, a predicted model, not a curated record